CUUUCAAGCAGGGAAAAAUCUUGGAUUUCGUGCGAGCUUCUACGGAAGCACUAUUCGCCCCGAAGUCGCAAUGUCUUUUUCCCAUUUGUUCCAUUUCGAAUUGGGAAAUUCGCGUACAUAAGACUUGCCGCCGUUCUACAUUCGAGUGAAAGUCGUCCAGUUCCAGUCGAUAUUUGUUCUGGUUGCGGCAGAAAAGCCGCCAUUGGGAUACUUUGUUGCAUUUCUCGCAUUCAAUUCCAAACUUUUCCUGCAGUUACGGUUUGAGAUUUUCGUGUUAUUUUGGAGUUGUGUGUGCUGUCGAGUGUGCGGUAGUAGUGGUAGGAGGAAGGCGACCACGAAUUUCGUAUACCUAUACGCAGCGCAGUCACGCAUACAUCGACUGGCAUCGUUGAGAAAAAAUCAAAGAAAUGGCGAACCAAACGAAUACCGGUGUCGUGGUUCCAAGAAAUUUCCGUUUGCUUGAAGAGUUAGAACAAGGACAAAAAGGCGUGGGCGAUGGUACGAUAUCAUGGGGUCUCGAAAAUGAUGAUGACAUGACUUUAACUCACUGGACUGGAAUGAUAAUUGGCCCACCUCGAACUCCAUAUGAAAAUCGAAUGUAUUCAUUAAAAAUCGAGUGUGGUGACAAGUACCCAGACGAACCACCAGUGCUUAGAUUUUUAUCUAAAAUAAAUAUUAAUUGUAUUAAUCAAAGUAAUGGAGUCAUUGAUCACAGAUCAGUGCCCAUGUUAGCCAGAUGGAAUCGGGAAUAUACUAUAAAAUCUAUGCUUCAGGAAAUACGUAGGAUUAUGACUUUUAAAGAAAAUUUGAAAUUGGCGCAGCCACCAGAGGGUAGUUGUUUUUAGUGAGCAUUCAUUUUAAAUAAACAAAACAAAGCUAAAAGUAAAGAAAUAAUAGACCCAACAGCAAUUGAUAAUUAAACAAAGAAAGAUAAUUCAAGUAAACAAAAGUCAAAUUGAUAUCCCGUCACCAUAAUAAAGAGUAAUGGAACAGAAGAACACUUUGAGCUGGUUCAAAUGGAUAUUUUGUUAUUGAUAACGAAAUAAGAUCCACUGCGAUAUACAAUAUUUAUGUAAUUAAAGAACAAUGCUAUGAAAAAUAUGGUUUUUGCCCUUAUUGUUCGCGAAGGAUUCCUACCAAUGAAUGAGCAGAAGCGAAAGGAAUAUUUCAAAGUUUAGGUGCUUCGAUGUGAACCAUUCCCGUUGAAGAGGAAAUUGCAUGGGUUGCAAGGAUCAUGCGAAACGUCUUCACUAGAAUCAAACAUGAAUGGUGGAAAAACGCUGAUCCUAACGUCCUUUUUCCGACAACUAUGCAUGCAAACUGUCAGCUAAAGAAGAUUCAGUAGACACUGGCGUAAGUACCAGAGACAAGCAUCUGCUUAAAACAAGCGGAAUCCUGUAGAACUGUUUCGGCAAAAACUAGUACUCUAUUUUAAUUUUUUUAUUUCAAUGUGGUUUACAACAGAUAAAAUGGCUAAGAGCGCGUUUUGAGAAAACAAAAAAGAAUGAUAAUAGACAUGAAGCGAUGAACGAUAGACGAAAUCCUAUACAUUUAAAUUAAUUUUGUCAUUUUUUAAAAAAAAGAUAAAGAAACAAUUUAAAAAAUGUCUUAGGCUUCGUUAUAUAAAAAAAAAAAUGUAAUGUUAUUAUUAAUGAUGUAAGCUAAACACCGUAUGUAAUAUUAAAACAAAAACAAACUAAUAAAAUCUGCUUUUAUCUCUAAAAACAAGAGAAUCGGAAGAAA
Messenger RNA from Hermetia illucens (black soldier fly), 1743 nucleotides. It is a transcript of the gene Uev1A, whose product is annotated as ubiquitin-conjugating enzyme E2 variant 1. The record is from RefSeq and is a predicted model, not a curated record. Gene Ontology annotation, cellular component: nucleus. Bases 408 to 845 code for a protein of 145 amino acids. Gene Ontology annotation, biological process: protein K63-linked ubiquitination; DNA damage tolerance. NCBI's taxonomy places the organism in Eukaryota, Metazoa, Arthropoda, Insecta, Diptera, Stratiomyidae. The transcript has 4 exons.